Messenger RNA from Scylla paramamosain (green mud crab), 4471 nucleotides. RefSeq names its product protein farnesyltransferase subunit beta-like (gene Fntb). Gene Ontology annotation, molecular function: protein farnesyltransferase activity. The transcript has 9 exons. The record is from RefSeq and is a predicted model, not a curated record. NCBI's taxonomy places the organism in Eukaryota, Metazoa, Arthropoda, Malacostraca, Decapoda, Portunidae. Gene Ontology annotation, biological process: protein farnesylation. Gene Ontology annotation, cellular component: protein farnesyltransferase complex. The coding region runs from base 68 to 1351 and encodes 427 amino acids.
GCGGGCGCUGAUUGGCUGGCUGGGUAGAGACGGGAGAGACGUCAGCUGCUGGGAGAGAGAGGGCGACAUGGCAGACAAGACGCUCUGGUGUGCACAUGUCCAGACUGGCGAGGAGAGACUCAAAGAUGGCGGCGUGUCCACUAUAUCAUCAGUUGAGCAGGCCAAGGUGGAGAAGAGUGUGGGUGCAAUGCUGAACUGCUUCCUUAGCUUGGGCAAGCAUGAGAGCAAGCAGCCAGUGCUGGAGCGGGAGAGCCACAUCGCGUACCUGCGACGUGGCCUGAAGCACCUCCCAGAGGGUUUUGUGAGUCUGGAUGCCAGCCGGCCCUGGUUGGUGUACUGGGCCGUGCACGCCCUGGAGAUCCUGGAUGCAAGGCUGACGGAUGCUGAGGCUUCUGCUGUGGUGGACUUCCUGAGGCACUGCCAGAACCCCACUGGUGGCUUUGGCGGUGGCCCGGGCCAGUACUCCCACCUGGCGCCAACCUAUGCCGCUGUGAAUGCCCUGGUCAUCAUCGGCACCAGGGAGGCAUAUGAUGCCAUCAACAGAGAGACACUUCAGGAAUUCUUGUGGAGUCUGCGUACAGAGGAAGGGUCGUUUCGGAUGCAUGAGGGAGGCGAGGUGGACAUUCGAGGGGUGUACUGUGCUGUGUCUGUGGCGCGGCUCACCAAUGUCUCCACCGAGGGACUCUUUGCCAACACUCCCCACUGGAUCAUGAGGUGUCAGUCAUAUGAGGGCGGGUUCAGUGGGGCACCGGGCAUGGAGGCUCACGGAGGCUACACCUUCUGUGGCCUGGCCGCCCUCACGCUGCUGCAUGCUCACCACCUUUGUGACACUCCCUCUCUCCUGAGAUGGGCAGUGAAUCGGCAGAUGCGAUUUGAGGGAGGCUUCCAGGGGCGGACCAACAAGCUGGUGGAUGGCUGCUACUCCUUUUGGCAGGGUGGACUCUUCCCCAUCCUGCACACCCUGCUGGCCCAGGAAGAUGCCCAAAACCUGAGUGCUGAACACUGGAUGUUCAGCCAGGAGGCGUUGCAGGAGUACUUGCUGAUAUGCUGCCAGCAUUCCCGGGGUGGACUCAUUGACAAGCCUGGGAAGGGUCCCGACUUUUACCACACAUGCUACACACUGAGUGGCAUGUCAGUAGCCCAGCACUUCACCACCACAGCAAUACACAAGAAGUGUGUCGUUGGCCAUCCUGCCAAUGAAUUGGUCCCAGUGCAUGCUCUGUACAAUGUAGGGGUGGAGGCAGCUGUCAUGGCCUCCCAGUACUUCAACAACUUACCUGUGCCUCAAUCAAGGCCACGCAAGACUGCAGAGGACAGUGGAUGUUAUCAAGAGGAAAAAGUUCAAACUUAAAGAAUAUUAUUAAGCUAAGAUAUUAGAUCUGUCUUUUAUUUGUACAUAUAUUUUGUGAGAUGGAAUGAUGAUCAGGGGUUGAAAGAUACUGAUGAUUCUUUUUACAAAGUGCACUUGAUUACUCAAAGUAAGCAACUGUCUUCAUUAAAACCCAAAUUUUGAACUGAACAUACAAAAAUAGUGUGUAUCAAGAUGUCCAAGCAAAACGAGUUUGUGGAACACAUCCAGCAUUUACUGACACCGUUAGGAAAAUGCUUAAUUUAUUCAUUCACAAGUAUGACAUUCAUGAAAGAAGCGGUGGCGUUGUCAAUCCAAGGAUCAGAAAAUGAGUCUGAACAUCAUUGGUCGAGUCAUCAAGAAAUUUGUGCUUUGUUUUAAAAAAUGUUCAGUGCCACAGAUACAAACAGUUUAGUGAUGCACAUGGCAUUCUGGUGCAGUGGUGCACUAAGUGUUGCAGCACCAGUGGCUUACCUCCUGCUGCACCAGGACUGUUCCCGAGCUUCCAUUGCCAGGACGUGCUGGAUCUUGCUUCACUCAGCACAAGCACCUCAGCUCUGUUCACCAAGUGUUCCCUUCCUUUAGUUUGUUCACUCAGGAACUAAGGAGGAGAGUUUGUGCACCACUGUGCUUGUUAAUGCUGCAAGGUGCUUAUAUCAGAUUGUUCCCUGUCUUUUUACACAUCUUCAGCUGCUUCACUGACAAUGACAUUAGGUCUGGAUAUCAAUGGAUUCUUUGCAAUAUUGUAUCACAGCAUAGUUUGGUGAACUGAGUGCCAGUGUAAGCCAAAUCAACUGGUGUUCAUAUACUGUGUUGGGAACCGUUAGCACCGUGUUGUCUUGUUGAGUAGCAUCAGUGAACGACCCUAAUGAAAUGAGAGGAAUGCGAGUAAGUAAUUUGUAAGUGUGUGUGGUUUUGAAUGCAAGUGUGAAUGUGCUGUAUUUCUCUGUACUGGCAUCCUCCAGGCAGUGAGGUGCUGGCACUGUGUGAAUGGUGACUGUCCUGAUGAUUCAUUCACAAUUUUGUAAGGAUGUACAUGGUCUUGAAUGAUGGGCAUUACAUGAAGGUGUUUGUAUGGAUUUUGUAGCAGCAAGACUUGUCAUAGGCAACUAGGAAACAAAAACUAGUGGUGGCAUUUAUUUCAAACAUCUGCAGUAACACAUCAGUAUUGUCUCGUAUAUACAGGGUGUCUCACGAGUUUGUACAAAUACAUUGGAAUAUGAUAGUUCAAGCAAUUCUAAGUUGAAAAUACUCUGUACACAUAAACUAUGAUUUGCUUUAUUUUGUGAGAAAUUAAUGUGCAAGUUGUUUGUUGUGGGAGCUGCUCACCUAGGUGAGCCUCUGCCUCCCUCCCUUGGCUUACUAUGUACUCAAGUGGCACCGCACGGUAUUAAGUGAUAAUUUUUUGUGUACAGUCAAAUCCUUACAGGAAACAGCAAAUGACAGAUUAAAUUUUUGUAUGUGUCAGUGAAGAAAAUGUACAGGUAACAAGGCAACACAGUGGUUAUAAGUGCUAUUUUGUAAGAUGUACAUGGCAACUCACUGCAAAUGUCAUCCCCCCUGACAGUUGACGUCUUGAUACCUAAGUAAAAGGCCUCAUUUGUCAAUCAACUCUGCAGGUGUCAUCCCCUUUGACAGUUGACAUCUUGACAUUUCAGUGACAAGCCUCAUCAACCAACUGGCUGCCGAAGUGCAUCUUUUUGCUCCUGUUGUUCCUUAUCUGCUCUGUAGCUUCUUCAGUGCAGUGAAUCACUUCCCCCAUGUUCUUGUACACCAAGGAUUUCAUGUAUCACCAAAAGAAGAAAUCCAUUGGUGUUAGGUCAGGGGAUCUUGCUGGCCAUCCCUGUGGGCCUCCAUCCAUCAGCAUACUGAUCCCAUGGGAUCUUGAACUAUCUUAUCCUAAGGUAUGUACUUUAACUUGCAGGACAUCCUGUAUAACAUCAAGGACUGAAACUACAUUGUUUAUUUAUUUAAAAUUUGUUGAGAAGGUGACUUACUAAUGUCUUUUUUUUUUUUUAUAGUCUGGCAAUAUCACACAUGGUGAGGUUACCUGAACAUCAGUUAGUCUUUUUACUGCUGGAAGAACUUGAUGUUGGCUGAGCAGGGGAAUUCCCUUUGAACUAUGUUGCCAUGUCUCUACAGGACCAGUUAUUAGUUUAACACCUUGGUGGCAAGCAACCCUGCUACUUUCUCUGGAGGGUGCAACAAUAGGACCUCUACUGGCUUUCUCCUCGUAAAAAACACUUGUGUUGUAAAUAUGUUCUUUCUCCAGGCUGUGAAGAACAUGAGACCACUUGGGAGUUGCCUCCAUCACGGGAGUGACCCCUCAGAGGCUGACCCACAUUCUCUCUCUCUCUCUCUCUCUCUCUGAUCUGAAUCACGUGACCCUACUGAUAAGCACCCUGGAUGCUCAACCUACAUGCCAAUGCCAUAAAGCUACAUUGUCAUAUAUGAUAUUUUAUGUAAAACCCAGACUAUUUAUCAUCUUGAAACCCAAACCAUUCUUGGCACUGCAUAGUUUCAUGGGCUAAAUAAUCCAUUGAAUUUCAAUGAAAAGAAAAAAACUGAUAUACUUAAGAGAAAUUUUGUGAUGUGGCAGAAUAGCUAACGGCUCAGCCAAGAGAAAUUUUGUGAUGUGGCAGAAUAGCUAACGGCUCAGCCAAUGCUCAAAUGUUCUUCUGACAGUAAAAAGAGUAUAGUCACAAAGUGUGUGUUGCCACAGUACCAUCCCUGCACCAAGCCACUCUGUAAUCACAGGUAGGGACCAGUGAAGUGUUGUCUUGUAGUUUUGACUUCCUUAUCAAAACAUCAGAAUGGGAUUAUACACAAUUUAUGGUCUUCUUUCCUCCUUAAGGGAGUUAAUGCAAGGAGUUGUCUUUGGGAAGUGGUGUGAGGUGCUCUGAAAGUAGUUUCAUUGCAGGCAAAGGAUUAACUUGGAAGGGAACAACACAAUCUUCCCUUAGUCACAAAAUGGGCAUGGGAGGGACUUGUUCUUGUGCUGCUUUGAAAGUACCCAAGUAACUUAAAUUUACCAAGAUAUCCUUGACUAUGAGUGGAGUGAUGCAUGGGUGAUGACAUAUGAUGGACAUAUUGACAGACCUGUUAAAUAAAAUAAAAACUAAA